Molecule: messenger RNA, 1846 nt
Organism: Cornus florida
Lineage: Eukaryota; Viridiplantae; Streptophyta; Magnoliopsida; Cornales; Cornaceae
Product: cytochrome P450 710A1-like
Exons: 1
Coding region: 1-1521 (506 amino acids)
Biological process (GO): sterol metabolic process
Molecular function (GO): iron ion binding; heme binding; oxidoreductase activity, acting on paired donors, with incorporation or reduction of molecular oxygen
Source: RefSeq, a predicted model, not a curated record
AUGGACUCCAUUUGGGCCAUCGUCUCAUUAUCCAUUCCAUACUUUCUCUCACUGCUAGUCCUCCUCAUCUUCAUUGAACAGACCUCUUAUCUCAAGAAAAAGGGCUCUCUCCCAGGCCCAUAUUUGGUCCUCCCUUUCAUCGGCAACGCCAUCUCUCUGGUUCGCAACCCAACCGACUUCUGGGACCACCAAUCAGCUCUCGCCAAGUCAUCCCACCUCGGCCUCUCGGCCAACUAUAUCAUCGGUCGUUUCAUCCUCUUCGUCCGUUCCUCCGACCUCUCUCACCGAAUCUUCUCCAAUGUCCGACCCGACGCUUUCCACCUCGUCGGCCACCCUUUCGGCAAGAAACUCUUCGGCGAUCACAAUCUCAUCUACAUGAUGGGCCAGGAUCAUAAAAACCUCCGCCGUAAGAUCGCCCCCAACUUCACUCCCAAAGCACUCUCCACCUACACCGCGAUACAGCAUAACAUUAUCCACAAACACCUCACCAUGUGGGCCCAUAGAUUCAGCUCUAAUUCGGAGUCUGUCCCUCUCCGAUUGCUCUGUCGCCAAAUGAAUUUAGAGACCUCACAGACUGUUUUUGUUGGGCCUUACCUGGACCCACAAGCCCGAGACAAAUUCAAUCGCGAUUACAAUCUCUUCAAUGUUGGAUUGAUGAAGUUACCCAUUGAUUUUCCUGGUUUCGCAUUCAGAGAAGCAAGACUCGCCGUGGAGAGACUCGUCGGAACCUUAGCUCUCUGCGCCGACGAUAGCAAGAAGAGGAUGAAGGCCGGACACGAGCCGACGUGUCUGAUUGACUUCUGGAUGCAAGAUAUAGUUAGAGAAUGCGCCGCCGUGGGGGCGGAUUCCGGUGAGUCGGAGUCGCCGCACACGGCGAGCAUCGAGAUCGGCGGCCACCUCUUCGAUUUCCUCUUUGCCUCUCAGGAUGCCUCCACUUCGUCGCUGCUGUGGGCGGUGACAAUGCUGGACUCGCAUCCGGAGGUGCUCGCCAAGGUCCGGAAGGAGGUGGCUGGGAUAUGGUCGCCGGAAUCUGACUCGCUGAUCACAGCGGAGCAGCUGUCGGAGAUGAAGUACACUCAGGCGGUGGCGAGGGAGGUGAUCAGGUUGCGUGCGCCGGCAACAAUGGUUCCGCACAUUGCCGGCGAGGACUUUCAAUUGACGGAAUCUUACACGAUACCGAAAGGCACGAUCGUCUUUCCAUCCGUUUUUGAGUCUUCGUUCCAGGGGUUCACGGAACCGGACCGGUUCGAUCCCGACCGGUUCAUGGAGGCGAGACAGGAAGAUCGGGUUUACAAAAAGAACUUUCUGGCUUUCGGAGCUGGGGCCCACCAGUGUGUGGGGCAGAGGUAUGCAUUGAACCAUUUGGUUCUCUUCAUCGCCGUAUUCACUUCGUUGAUUGAUUUCAAGCGCCACCGAAUGGACGGCUGUGAUGACAUCGCUUAUACCCCCACCAUCUGUCCCAAAGACGAUUGCAGAGUGUUUCUCUCAAGGAGGUCCGCAGGCUAUUCCUCCCCCUCCUGAAAUUACAAAGUCACCCUUUUCAAAGUGGAUGUAUUUAUCGUAGUUCUUUGCCACAUUACAAAAGAGGUAUAGCAGUGUUCACUGUUCAAUGCCAAAAAAAAUGUGGUCAUGUCACUUGUGUGUCUUGUUAAUUUUGUAAUUUUUUGUAAUGUGUGAAUAGAUCAAUUGAUCAAGUAGCAUAAUUCUUUUGAGAGAUUUGUAUGGCAUUUGAUGUGGUGGGAAAAAAAAAAAAAAAAUUUGAGUUGGUGCAAAGAAUCAAUAAAGAUUGAUUUUUUUAUUUGAUAUGAUAGUGUUGCAUUUUGUUUAUUUUUGGGUACACGUAUAA